Messenger RNA from Caenorhabditis briggsae, 1185 nucleotides. RefSeq names its product Protein CBR-HAM-2 (gene Cbr-ham-2). The coding region runs from base 1 to 1185 and encodes 394 amino acids. NCBI's taxonomy places the organism in Eukaryota, Metazoa, Nematoda, Chromadorea, Rhabditida, Rhabditidae. Gene Ontology annotation, molecular function: sequence-specific DNA binding; DNA-binding transcription factor activity, RNA polymerase II-specific. The record is from RefSeq and is a predicted model, not a curated record. Gene Ontology annotation, cellular component: nucleus. Gene Ontology annotation, biological process: regulation of transcription by RNA polymerase II. The transcript has 6 exons.
AUGCCUUACCGUGCCGAACUCAAACGUCCCGACUUAAAAGGCUCCUUCCCGUGCUCGAUUUGUCAAAAGGUCUUCUGCCACAGUUCCUCGCUGAGUCGUCAUCGAAUGCAAGCCCAUUUCAAAAGUUAUACAUGUACCACAUGCAACAAUGAGAUUCCAAGCAACGACACCCUGCGCAGCCACAUGUACCGUGUACACAACAUUACCAGAAUGUUUAUGUGCCGAUGUUGCAAUUGGGCUUUUCCCGACAAGACAAGUCUUCAUAUUCAUAUGCAAAGUAUGCUGAAAAAUGGGACACCGGGAGAAGCAGCGGUACUCGCCAAAAGCUCGGAUGCAGUGGAUAGUAGCUCGGAACAAGGAUCACCAAGAGGCUCACCAGUGUUUUCGGCGGAUCUUAUGAUGCAAAAGAGAAUGCUCCAAGCUGCAGCAAACAACAAUAACAUUGGAUCCAUUUUCCCGAAUCUGUUGAAAAGUCCCGAAUCUUCAAAAUCAGUUUUCCCACUGGAUCUAUCGAAUAUGGGUCCCUCUCAAUUCUUAUCAGCAUGGCUUGCAAACAAUCACCCUGUGAACAAUUCGACACUUAAUCUGGCAGCCCAACAAACUCCUUCCAAGGAUUCUCUCGAGUCUCCCAACAUGAGCGAUUAUGACGAGUUGGAAGUGCAAACCACUGAGGAAGAUCUCAAGUUUGAAGUGGAGAGCACCGACGUCAGUCCUCGAUCGGUCAUUGUAAAAACAGAACCGACCUGUAAAAGAAAACUGGAACACGAGGCUGAUAUUGAUGUGGAGGGUGACGACGGAGAACCACCACUAAAAAUGAAUAUCGAUGAGAAAGACAUUCAUAUCUCACAUGAUCAACCAUCCCCAACAGUUUCUGACUCGCACAUUUCCGGAGGGUCUUCGAGUCAUUCCGGAGAGAGCUCAAAGUGCUUCGAUUGUCAGGUCGCCCGGGGAAAGCUUGUAGCCGUCGAGGAUAAAUGUCGUGCUUACGAAAAAACCAUCAGAGAUUUGCAAAUCCAAAUCGACAUUUUCCGCAAAUUCCAAGCAGGUCCGAUGCCUCCGGUUAUGCUUCCCUCCCCAAUGAUGCCUAUCCCGCCUCCUGGAGCCAACAGUUUCCUCCAAAAUCCUGCGAUGAGAAUGUUGCUGAACAAUCUUGUCCAUAUGAAUCGCCCGCCAAUGAUCCCAUAA